GAAGAGACACGGCAAUAAAGAAUCGAGCAGAGAGUGGAAUUCAGAGGCCGGAAGAAUAAAGGGCAGGAGAGGCAGGACCAUGGAUCAUCACACAGCUCAUCGUUCACAAAUGUCAGGAGCCCAGCAGAUCCAUGAUUGACAUGGACCCGGCCACAGUUCCAAUAAUGCUGUAUUCCCGUAAUAAAAAGAUUCUGACAGCCAAAAGGGCUGUGCGGUUAGGAUCCAUGCCAUGUUCGUAGCAAGCCGCUUCACGUGGCCGGCCGUUCGAUCAGCUCGCCGCAGUUGACUGGGACGUUGAGGCGGUCGCGGUGGUUGGCUGCUGCUGCGUCCUCGUAUCCGAUUAGAGAUCGAGCUGAGAGAAAUGGGGAAGGCGGGGAGGUGGCUGAAGAGCUUCCUGUCAGGCAAGAAGGACAGGCCGCAACCCGAGGCAAUGCCGGUGAUGGCGUUGCCUCCAGGGACCCCGAAGGAGAAGAGGUGGAGCUUCAGGAGGCCGGAGCCUGCAGGGAAAGGUGCAGAGACACCGGCGGCGGGACGCGGUGUGUCGGAUGAGGGACUUGGUUUGUCGGCGUCGGAUAUCGAGUUCGAUCAGAAGAAGCACGCUGUGGCGGUUGCGGUGGCAACCGCGGCAGCCGCCGACGCUGCGGUGGCCGCGGCGCAUGCCGCGGCCGCGGUGGCACACCUGUCCUCUCGCAGGGGGCACCUGCCGGCGAGUCUCGUCGAGGACGCGGCGGCGGUCAGAAUUCAGGCAACCUUCAGAGGCUAUCUGGCGAGGACGGCUCUGUGCGCGCUGAGAGGCAUAGUGAAGCUGCAAGCUCUGGUGCGAGGCCAACUGGUGAGGAAGCAGGCGAACGCCACGCUUCGGUGCAUGCAGGCUCUCCUCAUGGCGCAGUCACAGCUGCGCGCGCAGCGCAUGCGCGUGCUCCAUGAACACUACCCGCCACCGCCAAGACCACGGCAGUCUCCGCAGCACCCGAGGCACCGCCGCUCCUACGAGAUGGAUAUGUCCUGCGAGGAGAACGCCAAGAUCGUCGAGAUGGACAUCGGCGAGCCCGUGCGGCGAGGCGCAUCAAAGGACAGGCAGUCUUUCGUCGAGUACCACGGCCGGUGCUCGCCGGCGCCGUCGGCAAUGACCGAGCUGAGCCCGAGGGCCUACAGCGGCCACUUCGAUGAGUUCUCGCUGGCGACGGCGCAGAACAGCCCACAGGACGCGUCGGCGGCGACCUCCGAAGUGUGCCCGAGCUACAUGGCCAACACCGAGUCGUCCCGCGCCAAGGCCCGGUCCCAGAGCGCGCCAAGGCAGCGCAUCGACGCGCUGGAGCGGGAGCCGAGCCGGAGGAAGGGAACCCCGCCGAGGAGCGCCAAGAUGCAGCGGUCGUCGUCGCUGGUCGGCGCGGCGGCGCGCGGGGGCGGGCAGUCCCCGUGGUCGUCGGGCGUGAGGCUGGACGCGUCGAGCGCGUCGCUCAAGGACAGCGAGUGCGGAUCCACCAGCUCCGUGCACACCGCGGCCACCGUCUACAGCCGGACGCGGUCGCUAGUCGGGUUCGAGGUGCGCCGUGCCCUGUACUGAGGUCUUGUCCCUGCCGUAUGCUAUGGAGCAGUGGCUUCAGUUCUUCAGAUGAUACAAAUCGGGAGCUUCAAGCUUGCUUGUGAAAAGUCUGCUAGCCUCGUCGACGUGUGAUGUGUCUGCCACCCAAGCGGCAAGAGAGCAAUGUGGCUAGUUCAGAGUUGGCCAUAGACGCGUUUCAACUGUACAUUUUUGUAGAUCAUUUGCUAUGAUUCGUAAGGUAGCACGUAUCAGGUAAUACGACACUCUGCACAAUGUAAUAAGCUCGGAUUCUAAACCCUUGUGCAAUAUUGCUUAGCUGUGAAGAAGCAGGAGGCUGCACCAUCUUAAAAAUAAUAAUAAGCGGGAUCGUUUGUAAUGUAUCAUCAUAAGAUGGAACUGCAGUA
This is a messenger RNA of Phragmites australis (common reed), 1950 nucleotides long. RefSeq names its product protein IQ-DOMAIN 19-like. Lineage: Eukaryota; Viridiplantae; Streptophyta; Magnoliopsida; Poales; Poaceae. The record is from RefSeq and is a predicted model, not a curated record. The transcript is spliced from 5 exons. Bases 362 to 1567 code for a protein of 401 amino acids. Gene Ontology annotation, molecular function: protein binding.